CCCUCCGGGGAGAGUAUUACACAAAGGCUUUCAGCAAACAGUAAACCUGUUACAACCUAGAACAGCUGCGUGCAGGUAUUAUAUCCACCCGUGAUCCAAGCUGCCAAACUUCCAACUAUUGCUGAAAUGCUAAAGGGAACAUUGGUGAAAAGAGAGUCACUGAAACUCUUUAAACAAAGCCUGUGAAGUAUCGAAGUAUUUUAGAAAGUGUUUCACCCGGAAGAGAGCAGUAUUUUUAACUGCGUUACAGAGCAAUAAACCUGCUUUGUCUCAGACAAUCCCUUUUUGGAACUGAGAAGGCAGCAACACAUAAACAGUGUGGAUUAUUUGGAAGGACCUUCUAAGCCAGAAUUUCAUCUACUGCAGCAACUGCCAUGGCCUUAAUUGUAUCAAAAUAUUUUGACUCCAUCUUGUUUGUUUCUGUCAUGGUUUUAUUAUGGGGUGUCAUGGCUGAAAAUGUACCAAUAAUAGCAUUAGACAAUGUCACGUCUACAACCCAAGGGAGGUCUGUGAGUUUAAGGAGUACUGAGUACAUUUCAUCAGUGCAUUCGUCUUUGGACAGAACAAAUGAUGCAAGUAAUGUCUCAAGCACAGGUCAUGAAAACACUACAGCAUUAAGUACUGCUUUUACUGCAACCAGACCUACAACAGAUUAUUCCCCAUCUGAGAAUGGAUCUCUGAGUAUAACUACUAUCGCUACUUUGCUGUCUACUAUCAAUGUAUCAGUGACUGGUUUUACUGGUGGUACAAGUCAUUUAACCCUAAACACAACUCACCCAGCCCAAGAAAAUACUACUUUGCCAAACAAUACUCAAGCAGUAACAUCAUCUGAACGGACUUCUGGAAAUUCAACAGAUACAUUGACAGAUGGAAGAAUUUCUAAUUUAAAAGAUUCUGAGACCAUUUUGACUUCAAUCUUCGGCACUGUUUUAGGCAUUGUUUCCCUGGCUAUAACUGUCUUCAUCUUCAGGAAAUACAAAAAAAGGAGAUCUCAGUAUUCACACCAACGACUAAAUGAAUACCAGUAUGAUUCAUCGGACAGAUAUUCUGCUCCAGAUGACACAUUAAUCAUUUCGGGAGGGUUAUAUGAUGGACCCCGAAUUUACAAUCCUAACAUGACGGCUCUAGAAGAGGAGGAUUCUCAGCCUGACUAUGUCCCAUUUAAUUCAAGACCAGGUCAAUUUAGACUUGAAUUUCUACCAGGAGACAAGGAGAUGAAUCCCAGUUUUAGUGGGUCCACUUUGGAUACAUACAAUUCACUGCAAAAAAUUGUCUGAUCCUAAGAUACAAAUAUACAUAUAUUCAAAAUGGCCAACCGAUCUGCCAAAAACUGCCCAACCAGUGUGGCCGUGUAUUAUCAAUUUAAAUGGAAACUAUCAUCCCUAUAAGAAAUCAAACUGCUGUGUAUCCAUUGCAGUGGGAACUUUAGGGCUGCCAUAGCUGCCCUGUCAGGUCCCCAACAGCUGAAAGAACAGGGAAAGUGAGCUAUUGUGUGAAAGCAGGGAUUCACUUGCUGCAGGCCCCACUCAUUCACUAACAUUGGGGAAGUCUGCCAUUUAUGAUCCUCAAAAUAUUGUAUUGAGCGGGGCAAAUGGGCAGCAGCUUGCUAUUAAACCAAAGCAGCAAUUUUCUUACAUGGAUGACUGUGUCCUUUUAAAUUUACUCUUAGAACAUAUUGUGGCUAUUUUUUAAAUUGGCUUUAAAUAGUGGUCCCACAAAUGAACAGAACACCCACCUCAAAUGAGAACUAAAGCUUAGCAAAAAAGUACGGCAGUAAUGUUGAACACUAUAGGGCCUAUAUAUCAUGCUGGAGUGAAGCAUUACCAGUGAUGUUGCCCAGAGCAACCAAUCAGCAAUUAGGUUUCAACAUUUAGAAAACAAAAGCAAAGAUCUGAUUUGUUGCUAUGAGCAAAAUCACCGGUAAUGUUUCACU
Molecule: messenger RNA, 1933 nt
Organism: Xenopus laevis (African clawed frog)
Lineage: Eukaryota; Metazoa; Chordata; Amphibia; Anura; Pipidae
Exons: 4
Coding region: 375-1277 (300 amino acids)
Source: RefSeq, a predicted model, not a curated record